CCGUUACUAGGAAAUGAAGAAAGGUGUGCACCCACAGAAGCAAUGGAUGACUUAUGUUACUCAAACUGGUAGAUUGAUGCAUGUGAUGAUGACAAAGAUACACCCUGUUGGUAAAGUCUACCACUUCCGUGCUAAGCGUCAAAUGGCCGAGAGUUUAGGACAGAUUGCCAAGUUCAAACGUCGUUUCGGGUUAGAAAAUACAGAGGCCAGUGGAAAAUGACAUAUCUUACCAUUAGAGGGAGGUUUGGUUUUUAUCUUUAUUUUUAUUUCAUGCAAGUUCAUGGAAAAUACCAAGAAAAAUGGUAAUUUUCCGAAACAGUUUUUGUUCAUUUGCCGUAUUGGAUUAAUCCAGUUAAACUUCAUUGUGUGUUUUUGACUUCCUAUUUCAAGUUAUCCUCAUGUUCUACAUCUAAGGAACUGUUGUUCUCUAAUUGGUAUCAAUUAUUUUGAUUUUGGGAAAUUUUAUUGUUCUGAAAAUAAUGGAGGCAAGGAUGUAGUUCAAAUGUAGUAGUGUUAUUUUGUAUUAGCAUUUUGUCAUGGCUCAUGAGCAAUAAUUGUCCUUUUAUUUUCAAA
Molecule: messenger RNA, 573 nt
Organism: Cicer arietinum (chickpea)
Lineage: Eukaryota; Viridiplantae; Streptophyta; Magnoliopsida; Fabales; Fabaceae
Source: RefSeq, a predicted model, not a curated record